Messenger RNA from Chrysoperla carnea, 1485 nucleotides. RefSeq lists its product as uncharacterized. The coding region runs from base 34 to 1485 and encodes 483 amino acids. Lineage: Eukaryota; Metazoa; Arthropoda; Insecta; Neuroptera; Chrysopidae. The record is from RefSeq and is a predicted model, not a curated record. The transcript has 2 exons.
UUACAGAGAAAGGAAUUACAAGAAACAAUAAUAAUGAGUGUAACAACUAAUUCGAUGAUACUACUAUUACUAGCAGGAUUAUUUAUUGUAAAUGGCGAGGAAAUUGAGAAUCCAGCACAAAAUAAAACAGUUAUUAAAGAAAAACGUGAAUACUCACCAAAAACUGAAGGUUCAAAUCGAUUCCAUUAUGAAAAGAAUACAAAAGUUGUACGAGCGUAUGCUACCAGUCCACAAGAACAAAAUGUAAAUCAACAGAGUUACAGUCCAAAUGUUUUAAGUGGCUUCAAUAGCGCACAAUAUGCUCAAGCAGGCCAUUCUUCGGGUGGAUCUUUACAACCUAUAUACGUUAUGGGUGAUUUAAGUAGUUUGUUAAAGAAUACACAAAAUUUGGGCUCGUUAUUUACUGGCCAAGCAUCACAUAUGCAAGGAACAACAUCGUUACAAAAUGUUGGACCUGUUAUAUUUGGAUCUGCAUCAUCCGCAUCGUCAAAUGGUGCCGCACAAGUGCAAGCCAAUCCAAGUUACGGAUCUAGUUCACAAGGAUAUUUACAAGUUCCAUCAAACAAUUAUGCAUCAAGUUUACAAGGACACUUACAAAUUCCCUCAACAAAUUAUGGAAUUCCUAGUUCUCAAUUUCCUUUAAAUAGUUAUUCAUUUGCUAAACCAUCAUAUUCUGAUUUUGCCAAUUCUUAUAAAUUCCCAACAACAAACUUUGGGUCAUCUUCGUCCAACUACAACAGUUUUGUUCCAUCCAAACCAUACAAUUUUGAUUCUUAUUCCAGUGGUAAUCAACAAUACAGCGCAGAAUCGUUAUUGAAUGCUUUAAAAGUAGCAAAUAUUGGUCAAAGUAACAGCUUAGUUGAUACAAACUCCAACUUACAUUCAUCACCAUCAAAUGACAACUCUGUCAACUAUUUCGGUGGACAUCUUUUACAAUCACCUCCAUCUUCAUCAAGUUACCAUUCCUUACUUUCCUCAUAUCCUCAUCUACAAAGUUUGAACUUAUCACCUGCUCCUUCAUUUUCUGCAGCAUCAUUCGCCGCAUACAAACCAGAACAUUUAAGCUUAUCUCAUGGCAGUUCUGGUGCUGCUCCAGUACAUAUAAUGAUGGCACCUUCCAGUGCAGGUCACGGUUCCAUAAAUAUUAUGGAUUUUGCACGUUCACUUGGUUCUAAUUUUGCCGCAUAUUCUAACCAACCACAAAUUCAUGCAUCAAGUCAUCAUGGAAGCUCUGCUGUACCUGUUACGUAUAUGAAAUUGGAUGGGAAUAAAUUUGCUGAACAAUAUUCACAAGGUCCAUCAUCUGCUGAACAAUCACCACAACAUUAUGAGGGAAAUAAAUAUGCUGAACAAUAUUCUCAAGCCCCUUCAUCUCCCGAACAAUCUAAACAUUAUGCAAGACAAGCGUCAGAUGAAUCUACUAAAGUAUAUAAUACAAUUAAGUAUAGUGAACCAAUGGAAGCUCCUGGUUAUAUGCCAAAAUAG